AGGGCGAUAAGAAGCGGAGGGUGGCGCGGGGAUGAAGAUGGCGGACGCCAAGCAGAAGCGAAACGAGCAAUUGAAGCGCUGGCUGGGCUCGGAGACGGAUCGGGAGCCUCCCGUGCUGAAGAAGAAGAAGACGAAGGUGAAAUUCGACGACAGCGCCGUGUUCCUGGCCGCCUGCUCGAGCGGAGACACCGAGGAGGUGCUGCGGAUGCUGGAGCGGGGAGCCGACAUCGACUGCGCCAAUGUGGACGGACUGACCGCCUUGCACCAGGCAUGCAUAGAUGAUAACCUGGACAUGGUGAUCUUCCUGGUGGAGCACGGGGCCUGCGUCAACCAGCCUGACAAUGAGGGCUGGAUCCCCCUUCAUGCUGCUGCCUCUUGUGGCUACUUAGACAUUGCUGAGUACUUGAUCAGCCAAGGUGCCAACGUGGGGGUGGUUAACAGUGAGGGGGAGACACCUUUGGACAUCGCAGAGGAAGAGGCGAUGGAAGAACUCCUGCAGAACGAGAUCAAUCGCCAAGGGGUGGACAUUGAGACGGCACGGAAAGAGGAGGAGCGGAUCAUGCUGAGGGAUGCGCGCCAGUGGCUCAACAGUGGCCACAUUGCCGACACGCGGCACGCCAAGUCCGGGGGCACUGCGCUGCACGUGGCUGCUGCCAAGGGCUACACUGAGGUUUUGAAGCUUUUAAUCCAGGCAGGAUAUGAUGUCAAUGUCAAAGAUUACGACGGCUGGACGCCACUCCAUGCUGCUGCACACUGGGGGAAGGAGGAGGCCUGUCGCAUGCUGGUCGAGAGUCUGUGCGACAUGGACGCGGUUAAUAAAGUGGGCCAGACAGCCUUUGAUGUAGCAGACGAAGAUGUCCUUGGGUAUCUAGAAGAAUUGCAAAAGAAGCAGACUCUGCUCCUUAGUGAAAAGCGGGAGAAGAAGUCACCUUUGAUCGAGACCACAACUAAAGUGGACAACAAUCAGCCACUGAAGCCACUCAACAAAGAGACAUUGUUGCUGGAGCCGGAGAAAACCGUGCCCCGAAUUGAGUCCCUGGAGCCAGAAAAGGCAGACGAUGGUGAACAGGAGGGAAAGAAGGAUGAGUCUAGCUGCUCGAGCGAGGAGGAAGAGGAGGAAGACUCAGAAUCUGAAGCAGAAGCAGACAAAAGUAAACCCCCCACUACUGUGCACAACACAAACAGCAAUGCCCCAGUUGCACCCCCAAGUGUGACAGUGUCGUCCCCAACAAGCCCCACCAACCAGGUGGUGCCCACCUCGCCAGUCAAAAAGUCUGAAUUUAUGACUGCUUUCACGCCUGGGUCGGAGCCAAGUGAUCCCACAUUAUGGCGUCGGGGCUUGCGCAAAACUGGCAUUUCUCUAGUGCCCAAAAAGAUGACGUUCCCUUCAACUACUGGUAAGGUUUCCCCCAAGGAAGAGGAGCGAAAGGACGAGUCGCCUGCCUCCUGGCGGCUGGGCCUGCGGAAGACGGGCAGCUACGGCGCACUGGCGGAGAUCACAGGUAGCAAGGAAGCGCAGAAGAAGGACACGGUGGGCGUGAUGCGCUCUGCCUCCAGUCCACGUCUCUCUUCUUCCCUGGACAACAAGGACAAGGAGAAGGAAAAGGACAAAGGAACACGCCUUGCCUAUGUCACACCCACCAUCCCCUCACGCAGAAUCAACAGUAUGACUGACAUUGAUGAAAAGGAGAACAGGGACACCGCGGGCAGCUUGGCGCGCAGUGGCUCGUACACCAGGAGACGCUGGGAGGAGGAAACCAAGAAUAACGAAGGGAGCUCCUUGCAGAACCGAAUGCCCAGCUACCAGCGCAGCUUGUCCCAUUCACUAGCUGUGGGGCGGACUAGCAGCACGCGUGACCUUCCUGCAAAGUCUUCAUCCACCACCAGUCUGGACCCUAACAGCUGUAACACUAAGCCCUGGCAAUGGCCUUCGGCCCAGUAUUCCUCAUACAGUGUUCACAGAAGUAGUUCCUUUGGCAGGAGGCAGGACGAUGCACUCAACUCCAGCAUCACGUCUUCUCCCACUUCCACAACAACCACCUUUACCACCCCCUCCUCUUCCUCAACUCUUACGUCCCCUACCGGACACCGCAGUCUGCUUUCCGGCUCCAGCUUCCGAACCAGCUCCUCCAGCAGGUAUUGGCCAGAGGAGAACACAGACAAGGAGAAGGAGCGAGAGAAGGAGUCUGCAGCAGUCAUCCCCACUAUUGUAAAUACAGCGUCCACCACCACCGGCACAUUCAGCUCCUCAGAUGGCAGGGAGAGACGCAGGUCGUAUCUCACCCCUGUCCGGGAUGAAGAGUCCGAGUCCCAGAGGAAGGCCCGGUCCCGACAGGCACGCCAGACAAGGAGGUCCACUCAGGGCGUUACGCUGACUGACCUGCAAGAGGCUGAGAAGACCAUCGGCCGGAGCCGUAGCUCUCGAGCCCGAGAGGAGGAGAAGGAGGAGAAGCAAGACAAGGAGAAGAAGGAGACGGAGAGCAAGGAAAACGACUAUCGGUCAAAGUACCGCAGCUUCGAAGAAACGUACUCGCGCUACAAGCCAUGCAGCACCACUUCUGCCACCACUACAUCCCUGUCCUCAAGCACCUCCAUGCUGUCCACAUCCUCCGCAAGCCAGCCUAGCUCCCUGACAGGCAUCGCCUCCGCCUAUAGCCGCUCUUCCCAGGAGGGUGAGAAAGAGAGUGACCAAAAGGAUGAGGGUGAGAAGGAGGGCGAGGACAAGUCCCAGACCCGGACCAUUCGGGAGCGGCGGCGGCCUAGAGAGAAGAGGCGUUCCACAGGUGUCCCAGUCUGGAACCGAGAUAGUGACGAGAACGAUCCGGAACAGCAGUCCGAUUCAGAGGACAGCAGCACUCGCAGUGAGCCCCAGAGUGACCGACUUCCAAGGAAUGACUUGGGCCUGACCAGCACAACCUCCACCGAGCGUUAUGAUUACCUUGGACGCAGCAGCCGUGAGAGCAGGAGUUUGUACUCAAGUAGACUGGAUAAGGACGACACCACAGACUACAAAAAGCUUUACGAACAGAUCCUGGCAGAAAACGAGAAGCUGAAGGCACAAUUGCGCGACAUGGAGCUGGAGCUCACUGACUUGAAGCUGCAAUUGGAGAAAGCAACACAGAGACAGGAGCGCUUCGCUGAACGCUCACAGCUGGAGAUGGAGAAAAGGGAAAAAAGAGCACUGGAAAGGAAGAUUGCCGACAUGGAGGAAGAGCUAAAGAUGCUUCCAGACCUGAAAGCGGACAACCAGAGGCUAAAAGAUGAGAAUGGAGCUCUGAUCAGAGUCAUCAGCAAACUCUCUAAGUAGAUCCCAGGUCCUCCUUUCCAUGCAGAGGCGCCAUUGCACACGUAAAGUAUUGCCUGCGAGGAAGGUCUCCGCGUCUGCAGCCCCCUCCACCUCUCUGCUGCUGGCUGGGCUCUGUUACUGCACCCCAAAGCUGCUCUUCAUCCAGCGACCACAUCGGCAAGCCUCAAUCGAAACAUCACGGAUGAUGGAACAAGCAGCAACAAUGUUGCUUGCUGGGAAACCUGAGAAAUAUUUAACCAAUAAGCCUUAGUUGUACAUAAAACACUUGUGUUGAGCUCUGUCAUCACAGAGCAGUUACUCAGCACCCGGUGUUGUUUGCGCACCUGUCUUUCCUCCUCUUGUCACGUUUGCCUCUAUACCUGCUCAGUAGCGUGUGCUGUAUCCUAACAACGUUUUGCUCUUUAUCCCUUGGAGGCUCUGUCACUCAACAGAUGUCAUCCAUGCUUCCCAUCAGCACCUGUUUUUAGGUGCAGACACACCAACAGGCCCAGGUUUUACACCCACGUGUUCACCUGUAGUGCUCAGAACAGGUGGAUUUGCCUGGAAUUCAAGCUUUUACUGUAUGUGCAAUACAAUUUAUUUUUUUUUCUGCCCCCUACCCCUCCCUUAUUAAAAAAAAAAAAAAAAAAAAAUGCUUUAACAAGUCCACUUUGUUCUUGGCCUGCAUCACUGACCCCCUUUUCUUAUUUUAUUUUUAAUUUUAAAGUACGUAGAGUAGUUUUUGGUUAAUAUCUUGUGUGUUCACUUCAUUUUAGCAGGUACUGGGUGAUGCUGUACAUACGAUAGGGAUUGCUGGCAAACACGUGGCAUGCGUCCAGGUUCCCUAUGACAAACCCGUCUGUUACUGUUAAACUAUACAUAAUAGAGAAGGACAAAGUGUUUUCAGCUCUUGUUCCUUUCUAGUCUAAAGACAUUGAAUUACAGUAGCUCCUCAUGGGAUGGCUAGCAAUAUUCAGUGCGGUUUUUUUCAUGUGCGUGUUCACGGUUAUUGUGAAAUAAUUGCUUCACUACAUUUCACACAUUGUAUAAAGUAUCUUUGGAAGAGUGGCUUUUUUUUUUCUUUUUUUUUUUUCUUUUUUUAAAGCUGUAGUAUUAGCCAAAUUGUCACUAAAUACUAGGAGUCUCUAACAGAGUCCUUAUACAAUGUCUACAUGCACUGUCGAUGCCAUGUGAGGAGUUGUUCGGACGAAACCACUAUGUCAGACCACGCAUUGGAACGUAAAGAACAUAAAGGGUAUUUUAUGCAUUUCAGUGGCCUUUUUGGAACUUUCUGUUAUGAGCAAAAAUGUCGCUGUAGUUUUGAUUGUCUGCAGGUUCUUUUGGUUUGUUUUUUAAACCUCUUGUAAUGUUAAAAAAAAAAAAAAGUGACUUGGUAUUGGUGCACUGUACUGUGACUGCCGCCCACUGAAGAGUUCAUUAAAAAGACAAUUGUACAUUGUA
Molecule: messenger RNA, 4747 nt
Organism: Scleropages formosus (Asian bonytongue)
Lineage: Eukaryota; Metazoa; Chordata; Actinopteri; Osteoglossiformes; Osteoglossidae
Gene: ppp1r12a
Product: protein phosphatase 1, regulatory subunit 12A
Exons: 27
Coding region: 32-3307 (1091 amino acids)
Biological process (GO): signal transduction
Cellular component (GO): cytoplasm; A band; Z disc
Molecular function (GO): protein kinase binding; enzyme inhibitor activity; phosphatase regulator activity
Source: RefSeq, a predicted model, not a curated record